UUGGUCAGGGCACACAUGAAUGAUGUCUCCGGUCGCUGCGUCACGGUUUCGCGCCAUAAGCGUUUUAUCGAGAUAAAAGCGGCGUGUAACUUCUAUUAACUUCUAACGUAUUCGUAACUCCAGCGUUCUAUUCUGUACUGUUGUGUUCUAUCUAAGUGUUUCGAACGCUUCCAAACGCGUGAACGCCCCCUUUCUGCGUUUUGAGGGAAGCGGAAUCAUUUGCCGCGGACUUUUGAGUGACGUGACAAACUCGUAGCGCGGCGAGGCGUUCCUGUCCUGCCGCGCAGUUUCCCCUCAUCACUCCAGCGGACGGGCUUUAAACAAAGACUAACACACGGAGCACCUGGGCUGUCUCCUAUGCCUCAUAACGCCAAGUGUCGUAGCUUUUGUGACCGCGCCGUAGUGUUGGUUAAUGGUGACACGUUUAAUUGGGAGCCUAUUUAAUAGAAUAUCCUUUCAGGUUGCGUAUUUACAGACACAAUCUGCGCGUAAAAUGCCGAGGAGAAAACAGCAGGCGCCGAAACGAGCUGCAGCUUAUGAUUCCGAGAAUGGUAAGGAGACAGUGGUACAGACUGAAGGCACUGAAAGUGAUUGUCCUGUGACCAAGGAAAAACUACAGGGUGAAAAUGAUUUGGCAGAGGACUUCAAAAACCCAGUGGACGAACAAGAUUCCUCUGCCUCUGAGCUAUCAGGUCAUGAUGUUGACAGUGAAUCUCACAUAAGUGAAUCAAGUGACCCCACGUCAGAUGCAGAGAGUACCAUAAUCAAAAAUGAGGAGGCCACAAAAGACGUUAUAAAAGACAGUUCUGAAAAUUCUGUAUGCAUUACUGACAGCCUUGAACAGAUGAAGGCAAUUUACAAAAGCUUUCUCAAUAAUCCCUAUUGGUCCUUUUUGAGCUUGAAUUCUCCUCAGUCGUAUACAGAUGAACGACCGGCCAGUAGCAGUGGAAGCAGUAGCAGCAACAGCAGUCCUGGACGCACCUGCUAUGACUGGCAUCAGUCUGCUAUUGCAAAGACACUCCAACAGGUCUCUCAAAAACCACCUAUAGCACUUGAACCAAGUAUUUUCUCAACUGUGCAGCUCUACCGACAAAGCACUAAACUCUAUGGAUCCAUCUUUACUGGUGCAAGCAAGUUCCACUGCAAAAGCUGCAGUGCAGCUUAUGACACGCUUCUUGAUCUCACAGUUCACAUGAAUGAAACCGACCACUACCGUGAUGAUAACCUCGAAAGUUCUAGUAAGGGUGGCAAGUCUUGGUCCAAGCCACGUAAGCGUUCUCUUUUGGAGAUGGAGGGAAAGGAAGAUGCUCAGAAAGUCCUUCGAUGUAUGUACUGCGGACACUCUUUUGAAUCCUUGCAAGACCUCAGCGUGCACAUGAUAAAAACUAAGCAUUACCAGAAGGUUCCUUUGAGAGAGCCAAGAACGGCAAUUGCUGCUAAAGUUGUGUCCUCGUUCAGGAAGAGGGUUCCAGUGGAGCUGGAUGUUUCAAAAUCUUUGCACACCACAGAGCAGACAAGAAGUCUCAAUGGAGGGCACACCAGGGAUCUUUUUCAGAUGUAUUCUGAACAAAAUAUCAAAGAUGACUUAGAUCAAAAGACAACAAGCCGUGGUGUACACUUCAAGUCUCAGAAUUUGAAAUGUUUGGAGUGUGGGAUUUCACAUGACUCUUUGCAGCAGCUGAGUGCUCACAUGAUGUUGACUGGCCACUUUUUAAAAGUCACCCAAUCUUUGCAAAAGACAGACAAAACUCCUCAUCCCAAAAGUAAGUCUGAGAAGUCUCAGUCAGAGACAACAUGUUCUUCCCCUCUUGCAGCCACAAGAAUUUUGGAGUCGUCAUCCUUCUCAUCCAUUGCAACUGGAGACCACGAGAACAAGACACAAGAAAUUACCUCUCAGAAAUGCAGUGAGCCCAAGGAGUCUGCAAAUGUAAAUGAUGUUAAGCAGAAAUUUGGUUCGUCUGCAAAAACUGAUUACUUAACUGAAGAUGAUCUGAAGGAGAGUCCUAAAAUGGAUUUUGAUAUUCUUAAAUCACUGGAGAAUACAGUAACAUCAGCCAUUAACAAAGCACAGAAGGGUGCCCCAAGCUGGGGCGGUUACCAGAGCAUUCAUGCAGCUUAUCAGUUACGAAACCAUUUAAAGCCUGCUCUCCACAACCCAGGCUAUAUUUCUUCCUUAAAACAAUCAGCCAGUAGCCAGGAAGUCCAGUCCUUAGACAAAAGUAAUUUGAUUUCUCCAAGCUCUUCACCAAGUUCUUUAUCAACCACAGUUCAAGUCAGUGAGGUGGACGAACUUGAAAAGAAUAUAACAGAAAAAGUUGCUGAAGUAGACAGAAAAUUGAAGGAUCUGAAUGGGCAGGGAUCCCCACAUCCACAGCUGCAAAAUUUGAAGGGGAAAUCAUUGAUGUUAAAAUCUCCAAGUCCUGAGAUCACUGUUACAUCUAUGAGCAAUAUCACUGAGGGUAAAACAGAGGAAAAAGAAACUCAGAAGCACAAACAAGACCCCACCUCCACUUCAAAUCUGUAUGAUGAUUCUGUUUUACUCUCUGCCCAGCCUGAGCCAAAACAACCCUCUGUCAGCCCUCUAAGUGCCCUUCAGUCUGUUAUGAACCUUCAUCUCGGUAAAGCUGCCAAACCGGUAAGGCCUGUCCAGGACCCUAUGAGUAUGCUUCUCAGGAUGAGCAACAGCAUGGCGGAAAGGGCCGCUCUUGCCGGUCCAUCUGGACACUCAACAAAACUUAGCCAGUUACAUUCCAACUGCCAUGAAAUUUGCAGAGACCAGCCGAUAGACUUGUCCAAAGGUAAAAAUGAACAAUACCUUACAACUGCCUCUGUCCCAGGCAAAGCUUUGAGCUCCUCCAUAUCUGGUGCAUCUGUAAGUGAAUCAACUAGUCCCAAAAUCUUCACACCAGUGAGUCCUUUGCGUGAAAAUGCUCUCUCUGACAUCUCUGACAUGUUGCGCAAUCUCUCAGACUCUAGAGUUUCGAAGCCACCAACACUUGUAUGUAGGCCAGAGCAGUCAGAAAUUGAGGGUUCUCGUACUUCAGAAGAGGCAGAGGAUACGUCCAGAGUGCACAAACGUAAAGGUAGGCAGUCGCACUGGAAACCCCAGCACUUGCUGAUUUUGCAGGCUCAGUUCACGUCCUGCCUCAGGCAGACAGCUGAUGGAAAGUAUGUGAUAUCAGACUUGAGCUCCCAGGAAAGGAUGGUCAUAUCACACAUAACUGGUCUGUCUAUGACAACCAUCAGCCACUGGCUUGCCAAUGUGAAAUAUCAGCUGAGACGAACAGGCAGAACAAAGUUCAUAAAGAAUGUUGACUCAGGACACCCAGUUUUCUACUGUAGUGAAUGUGCAACACAGUUUCAAGCUCGUUCUACGUACAUCUGUCACCUUGAGUCUCAUCUUGGUUUUAAAAUGAAAGACUUGGCUAAAAUUACAUCCAAGGAUAUCAACCGGAAGAUCCCAAAGCAUUCUAAAAGCACUCCCAUAAAACCUGUGCUUCCUGCUAAAUCGCCAGCUAGAGGAUGUCAGGAGCAACUGUUACCAGUGCCAGCUUUGUAAAAUAAAAACCACAUACACGUAAUAUAGAACAAACUUAUACUUAUGUGCUGUUGCGUUAACAUAACUGGCACAAUUGGCCUUGUGGUUAUUGGUGUUGUCAUGGUAAUGUAACAUAAAAAACACAUUUUAAAGUUAUUAAGCUAGCUAAUGCCAGCUUCCAUGUAAGAAAUCGAUAUGUAAAUAAGUCUUAAACCUAUGAACAUUCUUAAACAUUUAUGUUCAUAAACCUAUGAACAUUCCCAGUGAUUUCCUAUUUAUAAGGGGUCUGUUCUGACAAGAAAAGAAUGUACAUUUGUACAGAUAAACUUAUUCAUAUUUUCUAAAAUAUGACUUGCAUUUCCUUUCAUUUUGCAUAUGACAAUACUUUAUUUGUUCUUGCAUAAGGAAUCUGAUUUAUUUAUAGAUGUAUAACUAAAGAACUGUGUAUAAAGUAAAAGUAUUUAAUCUUUGUGCCGUUGAUAUAAAUUGCCUUGACUUGCAUUUUUACAGAUCCCCUUUUCUCUUAAUAUUUGUAUCACCCGUUCAUUUUUAUUCUUUUCUGAUUUGUUAGAAAGACUAUUUAACGACAUGUUUUAAUGACACCAUUUUGUUGAAUGUUAAUACAUUGAAUGAGG
This is a messenger RNA of Danio aesculapii, 4173 nucleotides long. It is a transcript of the gene tshz3a, whose product is annotated as teashirt zinc finger homeobox 3a. Bases 413 to 3559 code for a protein of 1048 amino acids. Gene Ontology annotation, cellular component: nucleus. The record is from RefSeq and is a predicted model, not a curated record. Gene Ontology annotation, molecular function: DNA-binding transcription factor activity, RNA polymerase II-specific; DNA binding. The transcript has 2 exons. NCBI's taxonomy places the organism in Eukaryota, Metazoa, Chordata, Actinopteri, Cypriniformes, Danionidae. Gene Ontology annotation, biological process: regulation of transcription by RNA polymerase II.